Messenger RNA from Meleagris gallopavo (turkey), 3431 nucleotides. NCBI's taxonomy places the organism in Eukaryota, Metazoa, Chordata, Aves, Galliformes, Phasianidae. The record is from RefSeq and is a predicted model, not a curated record.
GGUCGUGUUGGCCCCGGUCUUGUUAGAAGAGUACUGAGAUGCCAGUUUCUGCCGAACUCGUGUUUCUUCCCUUUCAGUCAGAGGACACGAGGAAAAAGGACAGAGAGAAGAUAACAGCAGCACCGAAUGCAGCGAACGUGGAGUCAUGGAUCUGAAAUUCACUUCAGCAAGAAAAUACGUUUCCAUCAGUGUACCUUCCAAAUCUCAGACUAUGUCACCCCAUAUCAAAUCAGUAGAUGAUGUUAUAGUUCUUGGCAUUAAUCUUAGCAAAUUUAACAAGCCUGCUCAGUUUUUCAUCUGUGUUUCUGGAGUUUUUAUGUUUUAUCUAAUCUAUGGAUAUUUACAGGAAUUGAUAUUUUCAGUGGAAGGUUUUAAACCUUUUGGUUGGUACCUCACUUUAGUGCAAUUUGGAUUUUAUUCCGUUUUUGGACUAAUAGAAUUGCAGUUGAUUCAGGACAAAAGGAGAAGAAUUCCUGGCAAAACCUACAUGAUAAUAGCCUUUUUAACAGUGGGAACAAUGGGCUUGUCAAAUACCUCUUUAGGAUAUCUUAAUUACCCCACUCAAGUCAUCUUCAAGUGCUGUAAACUGAUUCCAGUUAUGGUAGGCGGGGUUUUUAUACAAGGAAAACGUUACAACAUUGCAGAUGUGUCUGCUGCCCUAUGUAUGAGUCUUGGAUUAAUAUGGUUUACCUUAGCUGACAGCACAGUUGCACCAAACUUCAACUUGACAGGUGUGAUCCUGAUAUCCCUUGCACUCUGUGCAGAUGCAGUUAUAGGAAAUGUACAGGAAAAAGCUAUGAAGUUGCACAAUGGUUCUAAUUCAGAAAUGGUUUUGUACUCUUACUCAAUAGGUUUUCUGUAUAUUUUAUUUGGAUUAACUUGCACUAGUGGAUUAAGCCCUGCAGUAGCAUUUUGCUCACAGCAUCCAAUUCAGACUUAUGGUUAUGCAUUCCUUUUCUCCCUGACUGGAUAUUUUGGCAUAUCCUUUGUUCUAGCUUUGAUUAAAAUCUUUGGUGCCCUUCUGGCCGUAACAGGUUACCUUUUCUUAAAACUUCAAACAUCAGUCACAAGGGACUGGGGUGGGGAGGUGUAGCAAGAUGCCAUGGAACUGCUUUGCUCUCCUCCCUCUCCCCCCAAAAGCUGGUUUCUGUCAGGUAACGCUCUACUUCAUUUGCAUUAGUGGAGAGGAACAUACAUCCAGUUAUUUUCUGGCCUGAAAAUUGCAUGCUCUGAUUUUCUAUUAAUUCUUCUCUGUAGCACUACAGUAUUUGUUUUUAUUGAAGUUUAGUGCAUCUAAUGGCUGGAAGUUGGCCCAGAUAAGAGGCUUGGUUCAUGUGUUAAAGCAGCUCUUAAAAAAUUUUAGAAGAAGUACCUACCUGUGGUAAAAAUUGCUUAAGAGUGCUGUGGAAUAGCAAAAUCUUCCCAGAUUUCCUUGUGUCUAACCUUGACAAUCCUAACACUUGAACCCUUUCUGUGUUGGCCUUAGCAAUGUGAAAAGGUUUAUUGUGCCUUGGAAGAACAACUGCAUUCAUUACUGUCCCCCUGUCAACCCUCCCCCUUAUUGGAGAGAGUGGGGUGAUGGAGUUUAAUGAAAAUUGUAUUUCUAUUAGCAGAAUGAGAAAUUAUCAGACUUAAUCAGGAAAAAGAAGAAAAGGCACUUAAUUUAGAAGGAAAUGGUUACAUAAAUAUUUUAAUUAAUAACUGAUUUGAAAGAACAGAAGUAAUCAUGAUUAGAAAAACUGAAUUUAACCAUUUUUUAAAUUAUUCAUCUGUAAACUGUUUUCUAAUUAAAACUCAAUUUUUUUUUUCAUUCGCGUUUAAUUUUUCAUGUACCACAAAAUCAUUCUAUUUGAUGUGCAUAAAUUUCUUAAAAUAUAUAGAAAUUGAGGUUGGGGCAGAUAAAGCAAUGAUGAAGGCUGUUUCUUCCAGGACUAUGUAUGCUUUUAAGAGAAAAAAUUCAGUGGGAGAAGCUUGUGGGGGAUGAAACUUGCUUUAGUGGACAAAAAAAAAACAAAGCAUGAGAAUACAUCUAUAGUUAUUGUUUGUUUGUUUGUUUUUUUUGUCAUGAUGUUAUGUUAAUACUAAUGUGGCUGUAGUCAUGAGAAGAUUUUUUGUCUGUUAUAGCAAAAAGUACUUUGUGGUCAUUGAAAUAUUUUCUGCUGCUAAAGAAAAUUGUUUUUCUACUGGUACAGGCAAUUGUACAAGAUUCUUUAACAAAUGAAAGCCUAUGCUGUCAUGUAACACCUUCUCUGGCCCUUCAUAGCUGAAUUUGCACACCUGGCUGCACUGUUAAUGUUUUUCAAGGUUUUCAUAAUACCUUUACUCAUUUACUGUUUGCACGUUUCAGUGAUAAAUGAUGUAUGUUUUCAAGUAUGCAGUUUACUAGCAAUGUUUCAUUCUUAAUCACAGCAUAUAGCUUUGGCAUUGCAAAUAACUGUCGAAAGUUAUAGUUAGAGAGUAAGCCGAACAGUUCCCACCUGUUUUGCUAGCAGAAUUGUGUUCCCAACUUUUCCUACAACCUUGUCUUUGCUAGUGAUGAGAUCACAUGUGGAAGAAGGCCUUUUAAGUAUUUUAGGAAAGCUUACUAAUGCAUAGUCAUUGAAGUCAGGCAUCCUCGGUCUUCUAGAUUGCUAGCCAAAGUUACAUUUCUCUGCACUGCUAUAUAACUGAAAUUGCAUUAACUUCAAAAGAAUUACAGUAUGGCUGGUCUCAUUCCACUUAGAAAUAAAGCCCAAAGCAACUGUCUAAACCACAGGACCGUGAUAAAGUCACAUGAGAAUGGUGAGAGAUUUGGAGUGUCCAAGUCCUGUUGGGUCUGAAUCCACUUCUUUCAGCUUUAACAGACCAAUGGUUUUAGUUCACCUGAUCAGUUACUUGCAGGGAUUGUCCAUUGCUUUCAGAUACUAUGAAUUGAUUAGAGAGAAGCUGUUAAACACCAAGUCUUGUUCUGGGAAUUUCUGUGCUUCAGAUUCUGGGACUAUAGAUGACACCAUUUGGAUGGUGUGCUUGUUUUGCAUAACAUAGAAUCAUAUAAUCCUUGCUAGAGUUGGAAGGGCCCUUUAAAGGUCAUCUAGUCCAAUUCCCUUGCAAUGAAUAGGGGCAUCCACAGCUAGAUUUGGUUGCUUAGAGCCAGGGGCAUCCACCUGGGCAGCCUGCUCCAGUGCCUCACAGCCUUUAUUGUAGAGUCUUUUUCCUUACAUCCAACCUAAACUUAUCCUUGCUAAGUUUGAAACCAUUUCCCCUUGUACUGAUUCAUGAUUCUAGAGUUAUUUUAUACUGGAGAGGUGCAUCUACAGUUUGCCUUUGCACCAAGGAUGACAGUGAGUGUGGCCAGAUCCCUAACAAUGUAGUAAGGGUGUCUACUAAUGUCAGAGGCUGUCUUAUAUUCUUACGCUGUCAGUGGAUUCUUAAAGAAAUAAUUUUGUUUUCCU